Pelmatolapia mariae (spotted tilapia) is the source of this 2830-nucleotide messenger RNA. RefSeq names its product FAM3 metabolism regulating signaling molecule A (gene fam3a). The record is from RefSeq and is a predicted model, not a curated record. The transcript is spliced from 10 exons. Bases 295 to 984 code for a protein of 229 amino acids. Lineage: Eukaryota; Metazoa; Chordata; Actinopteri; Cichliformes; Cichlidae.
UUCAGGUCCGUAGAAAAGGCUCGGGGUGGGCUGUAGGUUAUAUCCGGAAGACAAAUGGGUUAAAUUAAACCAGGUCUUUUUCCAUGUUCGUCGAAAGAGGAUACCAACUUCAGCCUGUCUUCUUACUGAAAGCGUAUUUAUAUCAGGGACGACUCAAUGAGGAAACAGCGCAAGAAAUAGCAAAAAGUCCAGGGUGACAAGAGCAACAGCUCCUCGUUACUGUUCAUUACAGCCGGGCAAAGGCGGCGAAACAAGGCGAUCCUCGCUUGUAAAGGGUCUAUGAAAGAGUGAAGCAUGAGAUUAACAGGCCCCCUGCGAGCUGUGGCUGUGGUGCUGCUGGUGGGUCUCACCUGGCUACUGGCAAACACCUUAUUUGGAGGGGAGAGUGCGUCAUCUAUGCUGCAUUUCUUCAGUGGUACAAGUGAAGAAGCAACACCAGAACCCCGCCCACGAAAAUAUAAAUGUGGACUUUCAGCCCCUUGUCCUCCAAAACAUCUGGCUUUCCGUCUGGUGUCUGGUGCUGCCAACGUCAUUGGCCCUAAAAUCUGCCUAGAGGACAAGAUGUUAGUGAGCAGUGUGAAGAACAAUGUUGGCAGGGGACUAAACAUAGCCUUGGUGAAUGGGGUGACUGGCGAGCUUUUGGAGACGAAAACCUUUGAUAUGUGGGCAGGAGAUGUUUCUGACCUGUUGAAGUUUCUCCGGCCUCUUCAUGAGGGAACACUUGUGUUUGUGGCCUCCUUUGAUGAUGCAGCUACAAAGCUGAAUGAUGAGUCUCGACGGCUUUUUGAGGAGCUCGGGAGCACAGCAGUGAAGGAUUUGGCCUUUAGAGACAGCUGGGUGUUUGUUGGAGCCAAGGGUAUUGAGAAUAAGAGUCCCUUUGAGCAGCGUAUGAAAAACAGUAAAAGCAGCAACAAAUAUGAAGGCUGGCCCGAGUCACUGGAGAUGGAUGGCUGUAUUCCUCUGCGGCCACCACUGGAAAGUUAACUCUGCCCGGUACCCCUCAUAUGCAUUGCAACAGAACCUGGAGGAACUGUCAGAAGGUCCAGGAACUGCUUAAUGAGUGACAAAAUUCAAGCUCUGGACCACAAAUAACUUUUUUAUUUGUCCUCUCAUGGCAGAGGCAUGAGCUCAGUGCAAAGAUCGUCUUGACUUGAUAUAUUUAAAGUUGCUGAAACCUGCUGUAGAGGAUUUCUGAUUUAAGCUUUGUGAGCCACUUUUGAGCUGAAGUAAUGCUUUGGAAUCAAGUAAGAUUAUGUUAGGCUGUGGGAAACUUCAAAGUCCAACUCAGUGUUUCCAUUAUGAAAAUUACUGCACCUGAUAAGAAAAAAAAGAAAUGGAAAAGUUAGUAGCUCGAGGCAGCCCUAUACUCUCACUAUGCAAAUGUAUAGAGCUUUUGGACUUACGCAAUUCCUCUGCUUCCGCUCUCACAUGAAACAGUCUGUCAGUGUAUACAGCUUUGAUGAGAGGAUGAAGACUAAUUAUCUUGUUGGUUAUAAAAACCAGUGGACAAGUGUGGAUUAUAGAAAGAGCUAUCAGGUGAACUCAGUUGUCCUCCAAGUUUUAUGUCCACAUAUAUAAGACUAAACUUGAGAUUUCCUUUAAGUUGCUAUAAAUGUAUUUUUUUCCGUUACAAUAACAAAAUCAAUUGAUAAUGAUAAUGUUGACUGAUAAUGAAUGUUCUGCUGGGGUUAUGAGUGUGAUGGCAGAUGGAGAAAAGAGAGAGUGAGCAGAGAUAAAAUGCACAGGCUUUAGGGCUGGGUAAAUGCACACACUCACACACACACACGCAAUGUGUAUGAUACUUAUCAGGGAAAAGAACGUGCUGCCAGCUAGGCUGCAAACUUGCCAAUGACUUAAUUCAUAGUGCGCUCUGUACAUAUUUUCUUACAUUUCUUUUCCAGUAAGGCACCGCUUUUUUGACAUUUAUGGUGUGAUUUAUUCACUUCAGUCAUCACCCAGGUAUACUUUCACUGAGCGCUGGAAAAAAAUCUUAGAGAAAACACUGCAAGUGUCAGAUAACCAAAGUGUAACAGUGAUGAAUGGAUGAAUACAGCUAGAGUAGGUCUUCCAAAGCCAUUGUUGGAAAUAGGUACAUUUCUCUCUCUUCAGGACUGCCUAUAGGUUUAUGUUUUGUUUUUUGUACUUGAGCAACAGCAUAGAUAAGUGUUUAAUACUAUGAUGUAGAAAAAAAAUAAACACCUUAGUGGUUUCAUGCUGGAAACCCUAAUUCAGAGUAGAAAGAAAAACUGGGUCUGUGGACGUAUUUUAUAUUUCAUACUUUAAUAUAUUUUUGUUGUGUAAUGUAAAAUUCAUUAGUAAUAGUGCUUAGCUGCCAUUGUUUCCGUAGAACUUGAUGUACACUAGUUGUUGCUCAUCACAAGUUUACAGUUUUGUUUUUUUGUCUGUUUUUUCUUUUUAAAAUUAGUCUUUGUCAUUGUCCUUUAAUAAAACCAUUUAUUUUUAAAUACUUAAACAGAAAGCAAACUAUUUGUGUGGGUUCAUCACAACACAGCCGGUAGUUCUGAAGUUGUCCCAGGCCUGCAGGCAUCUUUACACUCUUUGCUUUGCUUAAAGACUAUUGGUAUGGUUAUUGAUUGGUUAUUUUUUCUUUCUUUUUAUGUUGAAUGGAUUAAUUUUGCUUCUUGAAAGUCGAAUAUGUAUAUAAAGUGUAAAGACCUAGUUCUUCUCUGUCGCUCUGUAUGGUUAAGUCUGUUUCAGUUGCCUUUCUGAAUUAGGUUGUGCUACCAAAGUGUAAUUUUUUUUCUACAAAAGAUUACAGUCUGUGCUUUUAUUGUGACAACAAUGAUGAUGAAUAAAGUAUGUUCUAAUA